This is a messenger RNA of Cadophora gregata, 228 nucleotides long. RefSeq lists its product as uncharacterized. The record is from RefSeq and is a predicted model, not a curated record. NCBI's taxonomy places the organism in Eukaryota, Fungi, Ascomycota, Leotiomycetes, Helotiales, Ploettnerulaceae. The transcript is spliced from 3 exons. The coding region runs from base 1 to 228 and encodes 75 amino acids.
AUGAAACGAAACAAAAAACCCGAUAAAUCGGAUUUGUACAGUAUCUGGAGCAAUGAUAAGAUGGCUGGUGAUGCAAGGUUGCGUGUCGCUCAGGGUCCACCGGUUCCCUGCUUUUGCAUUUCCCAUCCAGGGCUCGAGUUUCUGCGCUUAGGCGCUGCAAUUGUUAAUUUCAUAUUUGCGACGUGCAACAAAAGAAUUAGUCGGAUCGAGUGCAGCUAUGCUACAUAA